AUGGAGCCGGGAUAUAUGAUAUAUCUCAUCAUCAGCGCUUUGGCUUCUGUUUCGCAUAAUUUCAACGCCACCUGCAACUACGACGAGCCCCAAGAGCUCCAAGAGCCCUACCAAAAGCCCUGCCAAAAGUCCCUCAAAAAUGGACAUUACACAGUGUUGAUGCUAACCUUAGUCAAGGAAGAGGACUUGAACGAAGACGAUGGAAACUCACUCAGCGACGGAAGCCUCUCGGCCUCUACAGACUCAAUGACUUCAAGUAUCUUUGAGUAUCGCAAGCUUCACGGACGUACAUACCAUCGCGAAAUUGGAAAUGCCCAGUAUUGGGCUUCGAACGAUGAGCGACAGAGUGAAACCCUGGAUAUGAAGGACUUUGCAGAUGAACACCCCAAUGUAGAGGUUAUUAGCACCGAUAUAUCGCCAAUUCAACCCGCCUGGGUUUCUCCCAAUCUCAAAUUUGAAAUCGAAUAUUGUACUCAAGAAUGGACAUUUGCUCCCAAAUCAGCAGAUUACGUCCAUCUCCGCUGGUUGGCCGGAAGUAUCCCUGAUUGGUACCAGUUCUUCAGAGAGGCCUACAAGACCUGCAAGCCAGGUGGUUGGGUCGAAAGCUUUGAACCCUCAGCUAUUAUCACCAGCGAUAAUGAUACCGUAAAGGAGACUUCUGCUUUAGGCCAGUUGGGCAAGCUAUUCAUUGAAGGUGCCAAGAAAUUCGGCAUGAGCUUUAGUGUAUACGAAGAAGAGCUACAGAGGAAAGCCAUGGAGGCAGCAGGAUUUAUUGACAUUCAGCAAUACGAGUACAAGGCUCCUCUCGGUGACUGGCCCAAGGACCCGGAGAUGGAGGAACUGGGAGAGUUUGGUCGUUAUGUUUUUCUCUCGGAUACUGAAGGCCUUGUGCUUUUUGUGGCUAAUACUAUGUGCUGGUCGGAGGCAGAGAUUCAUGUUUACAUUGCGCAUGCUCGAAGGGAGAUUAACUCGGGCAAGCAUCAUGCUUACUUCAAGCAGCGGGUUGUCUGGGGACGGAAGCCAGAGGAGUGA
Fusarium graminearum PH-1 is the source of this 1032-nucleotide messenger RNA. RefSeq lists its product as uncharacterized. Lineage: Eukaryota; Fungi; Ascomycota; Sordariomycetes; Hypocreales; Nectriaceae. The transcript is spliced from 7 exons. The record is from RefSeq and is a predicted model, not a curated record. The coding region runs from base 1 to 1032 and encodes 343 amino acids.